Molecule: messenger RNA, 2958 nt
Organism: Amoebophrya sp. A25
Lineage: Eukaryota; Dinophyceae; Syndiniales; Amoebophryaceae
Source: the annotation of a GenBank genome assembly
AUGGCUUCUCUGGGCGGCGCAAGUGGCCCUCCUGGUCAUGCUGGCAUACUCCAAUCCCCAGGUCGUAUGUCUGACGCCGGCAGUGACCACUCGUCAUUGCACCUGAACGAAGCGUCAGAGGCAAGCUCACAGCGAGGUGAGCCAGCUGCCAAGCGGAGACGAGCAGGGGCAACAGGGAAUGGCAACAUAGGCCACAGCGCUGAACCAGACAGGCAUUUUUCGGUUCGAUUUCACGAUGUGCCCAGUACGCACACAAGGGACGUCUUCUGCGCGUUGGAGUACUAGGAAGACUAAGAUAUUCUUGAAUAACGCAUCUUUGCUGUUCUUGCUAUUAUUUCGAACAUCUUCAUCUAAUGAUCAUGUGGUGAAUUUCGGGUUUAACCGAUACUAAGAAAGCAAUAGCAAUGUAACUGUAAGCAAAAGCAAUCAACCGCAACGUCUCGUCAGGUACAAUCGCGACAUCCUGGAUCCAUCAAUCCCUAAGAUGCAUUACCUGGCUGCUGAGAAGGCGCAUCCUGUACCUCUAGACUUAGUCGACUCUAACGCCACCAAAGUCGAUAGUUAUGGGACUGGUUUGAUGCUUGGUUGUUUGAAACCAAGAGAGUUUUGCCGCAGAAGGGAAGGUUUGCAUAUGAACCCUCUCCCAGCGGGCCACCCCUUAGGCGUGAAUAAGCGAUACACAGCAGAACAACAAAAGCAGCGGUUGGUGAACAAGCAACAAGAGACGGAGGCAUUGUUCUUGCGACGACCGAUUCUAGUUCAGAAUGACAUCUUCGCAAAGGGUGAUGACAUUGUGGUGGGUCACGAAGCAGUGGAGAAGAAUCUACCACGUAAACCAGUGGAAGCAGCGACGCCAGAGGAAAUCGCAAGCAGAAUCGAAGCCACAUUUCAGAAUGCUAAUUAUGAACGAAAAGAUUAUUCUUUUACAACGAGAAGUUGUAUGUAAGAUAACAUGGAUCCUCCAAAAAAAUCCAAAAAUCGAAUUUUGGAGGUUUCAGACUGUGUCGACACUUAGGUUUGAGGAACUAUCAUCUAGUUUUAGAGAUUAACCACGACUACAACCUCACCUCCCGAUCGGCCUCCCUCGUUCUUAUUUCUUCCCUCGUUCUUAUUUCUUCCCUCGUUCUUAUUUCUUCCCUCGUUCUUAUUUCUUCCCUCGUUCUUAUUUCUUCCCUCGUUCUUAUUUCUUCUUUUUCUAAUCGGCAGAAGGCGCAGUCCAUCCAGAGCAUGGUAGCAAGGUUAAGGUCAAAUCCGAGACGCCGAUUCUUCCGAAUGCGAGUAUGUGGGCCACCAACUUUCGAACAGUGUUGUUCGACGAAAGCACUAACAUUCCUUUCGAAAAGGAGAAUCCUGCACUUCUCUGGCAGGAGAGCAAGAUGGGCAAGGAAUUUUUGGGAUUGCUCAAGCCGGAUGCAAGCAAGGAGCACAAAUUGGAAAGAGCGUACUUCUAAAUAUGAAUAAUUUUUUUUACCUCGACAAUAUUUUUAGACGUAUCCCGUGCAUCAAUUAAUUGUAGAAGUUUUACUCCAUAGAUUAAACACUGACUUUGAACAGUCCUGGGUAAACUUCAUUAAUUUGAUUUGUAGAAGUUUUAGAACGUAGUUCUUAUGAUGUUGUCUUUUUUUGACAAUUCAACUUCCAACUUCUACAUGCCACUUUCUUUCCCUCCAAAAGUAGUCUUUUAGAAAGAUGAUCCAACUGUACAGGACGAGGACUCGAACAUCAUGAAAUACGCAUUCAAACAUAGGUAUGUCUGGGUGAACGCCGGCGAAUGGCAGCAGAGUCGGUCUUCAGACGAAAGCGAGUUUCUUCUGCUUUCGCUUCCUGGGAAACCGAACAAACCAGCCAAGUUUGUCCAAAUCCCGAACAAACUGCGAGUCAAAAAGAUGCUGGCGCAACUCCAAUCCGGUUCGGCCACCACCGCGGACUUCGAUAUCGGUCGCAAGCGUGUCGAAUGGCGCCACCAGAAUAAGGCAGAGGAGGAUAGGGAUCACAACAAGCUAAGAGAAGUGCUGGAAGAGGAUCUUUCAGCUAGUGGGGGAGCAGGCUUGAAUGAUCCAGGUAAUGUGUCUCCGGGAAUGUACGGAGCAUCGCCGGGUAUGACACAGUGGGGUGGAGGAGGUCAGAGUGUCGCGGCAUCAACAUUCGAUGGAGGUCUACCGAAUGGAAAGCAUGUUGGGAAUGGAAGUGUAGCUCAUUGAUUAAAAGGUUACUUAUCUGUGUUGUUUUUCAGGUGAUUAGGUUGUGGUAAGGUGGAUGUAAGUAGGGAUGUAAGUAGCAUCUCCAAUUUGAUGGAUGAAAAGAAAGGAAGAUGAGGAUCCAUCAGUAUGACGGAGAUGGUCGUACAAGUAGAACUGGUAAAACUCAGUUCUACGACGUUAGCUCUAGAGUACUUGGGUCUUUGAUUCAUAGUCUAGAGGGUUGAGAACUGAGACGACCUAAAUGAACCGUUGUGUCGUCUUCAUGUUCAGGUUUACCCCUUAAAAUGAAAAAGAAAACACUCACACUCGCAAUUAUGGAAACCAAAACACUCACAAAAGUAGGGACAAGAGUAGCUGCUCGCUUGUGAUAUCGACGUAGAAGAUCUCAUAUUUGAUGACACUUUAUCAGAUAAGUGUACAGGUCAACGCCUAAGCCACUAACUCCUCAGCAACUGUUGUCGCGCGAGCGAUUUGAUAAGGAUCGCGAUUAUCACGCCUUCGUCGUUUCAUCUACUUCUCCAUAUCAUUUUUUGAUCAAGUUAGACGCUGCCCACACGACCACAAAAAGCAAAUCGAAAGAACGCUCACGCUCAGAAAUUUCUCUGUGCUUUGCUAGGUAGGGAAUAAAAUGAAGUUCCAACUUACUGAAGAUGAAGUAGCAGCAGUGUCGAGAUGAUGCCGAUCUGACACAAACUCGCCGAUGACAUAAGACCCAGGAUGAUGUAGAUACCCUUCUUGAUCAAAGUGAGUAAAGUAU